Sphaeroforma arctica JP610 is the source of this 896-nucleotide messenger RNA. RefSeq lists its product as hypothetical. The annotation marks the transcript as partial. The record is from RefSeq and is a predicted model, not a curated record. The transcript has a single exon. Lineage: Eukaryota; Ichthyosporea; Ichthyophonida.
GAGAACUGCGUGUUUCGGUGUUGUCAAGCAGGUCCGUAACUAAGUCAGUAACACCUCAUAACUUGCAACACAUUAGUACAAAUGUAUACUCGUAUUUACAUAAAAUCUAGUCAUCACAUUCAUCACACCAUAGACUAAAGCACAUCAGUACACGUGUACAUCCAUAUUGUAUUUUAUAUGUCUAUAUGGCGUAGGAUUUAGGCUUGAUAAACCGUGAUCGCCGACGUGAGGAUAUGCAUGUUAGAUAUAGGUCCAAAUUUGUGCAAAUACUAAUUAUUCGUUGGCUUGUAUGUUAUCAGAUAUAGGUAGAUUAUUCGUCUAUGUCUAUGCGACAAUACAUUGUUCACUGCAGGUACGAUCCACAGACCGAUACUCAAUAUGAACCGAUUAGUACCCAGACCUAUUAGGGUCUUAAAGUCGUGCACAUCUAUUGCGGCUGCAGAUAAAAGUGCAUUAGCACGAAGAUAUAUAUACUCACGCGCAGGUGUGAGAUCACAACCAUGCAAUGUGGCACACAAACAAGUACUACACGCUGGUAUGAAGAACACACUCAAUAUCAAAGUACCACGUGCAUUAAGGCGCACAUACACACAGGAAGCACCUCAUGAUGCGUCUAUACUUACAAAGUUAGGGGCAAGCGAGGGCCUACCUACCGGCUAUAUAGGAAUUCCGUUAAAUGACACGAUAGAGAAAGUGAGCGAAAAAUCAGGUGAUUCAAUCGUAGGAAGUAACCAGGGGAAGGAGGGUGGGGCAGAGAAUUCAGCCAAAUCAGAUACAGACAAGCCACCUAUGGAUAAACUGAAGGCGAGGAAUUCAAUCCUGAACUUCUUUAAGAAGAAAAGUGCUGAAGGGGGUCCAGCUAUGGAUUUCUUUAAAGGAUUGGAAGCAAGCAGGGU